AGCGUCUGCAAUAAUACAAAUCCGCUAUUAAGUAACUUUUUCCUAAAAGUUAGAAACGAAGCAAAGGAUUUCGAGCUAACUCAGGACAACUGUGGGUCAGAAGAGGCUUUCUGCACUGUCCUUGAUGGCCAUCGAGUCCAAGCUGAUGAGGGAGCUGAACUUGAUCUGCGACUUUGCAAAGAAAAAGACAAGAAAGAAGAACUUCAAAAGACCUGUCCGCUUUCCUUCAUGGAAGUUCCCUGACAAACUGUCAUGUAAUCUGGACCUGGUGUCACUACUUGAUCAAUAUGACUUUGUUGAUGGCGAGGACGAAUUUAAUCAGCACGCCCACAUUGUUUUGCUGGAGCUGGUGAUUGACAGGCUGUUGCUCCUUCUGCAGAGUUUUAAUGCUCAUGCUGAACAGAUGAGGAUUGGACAGAGGAAAGAACACCUUCAGCAAACGAGCCCAUGUGUGUCAGUUGGUCUUGUUGUCAGAUAUUACUGGAACAACUUGAUACAGCUUGUCAAUCAACAGGGCAUGACCAAAAACAGUCAAAAAGUGUCUAAACCUACAAAACAUGAAGAAAUAAAUCUCUCUGCACCCUCUGUUACAAGCUGUGGGGACCUCAGAGUAGGAGCUCCAACGUCUGGGAAAACCGAGAGCGCGCACUGCGUUGGCAUGGCACCGAAUCAAGUCAGUGGUCAGUCCUCCAGUGCAGCCAGCAGAGCUGCCCUCUCUCACAACACAACUCCAGUAUCCUCAGACACUCACAGUGUGAGUUGCCAGACAGUCAAGUCCUCUCUAGUUCCCUGUGAUGCCUGUGCCCAUGUCCAGUCCAGCCUGAGGGAGACCGGUGAUGCUCUUGUGGAGCUGUGUAGGACUGAGGGCCUGCCCUCCUCCCUGCAGCGCCUCCUGGGGGCUGUGGACGACACCUCGACCCAGGGCCGCCUGACAGCGGGCGACCUGGCCCAGUGGUCCACAGAGCAGCGUAGAGACAUGGGCCGGCUGGGGAAACACCUACAGGAGGUCCGGGCCACGGUGCAGCCGCUAAGGGAGGGGCUUCAGGCAGCUGAAGGGGAACGGGAGAGGUUCAAGGCUCAGCUGCAAAGAGCACAGGAGGAACUGCAAAAGGAAAGGGAGAACCAUUCAGCCAGCACACAGCAGCAGCAGCAGCAACUGAUGGAGGCUCAGAUUUCCUGGGUGGAGACUGAGAGACAACUACAGGAAGAACAGGAACAGCUAAGGAGAGGCACAGUCUCCUUGGAGGACGACAACUCCAAAUUAAAAGAAGAUAUCAGUUUACUACAGGAAAGAUUACGUAUACUUGAGUCAGAGAGAAAUAAGCUGCAUGAAGAGGUGACGACCUCGCGGAAGGAAGAGGACACGAGGCAUGAACUGGAGGAGAAGAUGCACAUGUUAGAAUCUCAACUGUCCAGUACUCAGCUGUUACUUGACAAAGAGAGUGCCAAGUACCAAAGUGCCUGUCGCCAACAGGAGUCAAUGCAGGCCAAGCAGGGCUCUCUGUUGGAGCGGGUGGAUGCUCUUGACCAGGAGUGUGAGGAGCUGCAGAACCAGCUGGGCGAGGGAGAAGACAGACAGACUGACCUUCAGGAGAAACUAGAACAUAUUUCAGAAGAGAGGACAGAAGUGCAGGCCCAGCUCAUCCAACAACAGGCCUUGUGUUCUGAACUGCAGGAGCAGAAACAAAAACUGGAGGCUUACGUAGGCGAUCUGACAGGCAGCGUGACUAAGCUCAGGCUGGAGGUGAAGGAGUUGUCCCAGAGGGAAAGGCUGCUGGUGGCUUUCCCAGAGCUCAGCCCCGUUCCUCAGGGACCACCACAGAGCACAGGGGACGUGCUGAGGGACAUGGAACAGCAGCUGCACGCUAACAGUGUCCGGAUCAGGGUUCUGGAGAGGGAGAACACCACUUUACACAGCACCCUGAUGAAGCUGCGGCCAAGAUCCCAACACGGCGCCCCGGAGACAGCAUCUCCUCAGCAGGCAGAGAGCUCAGCUCUGCCUCACACACCUGUGGUGAGCCGGCAGGUUCCCACGCCACAUGUACAGCCCAGUUCGUUGCAGACCACUAGUACCGGGCAGUGGAGGCAUGGCCUGUCCGGGAACGGGGCCAGUGAGCCCCCAGCAGUGGUGGGGCCUUGGGACCAUGCAUCCACGGCAGCCUCCUCUGCCUCGCCCUCCGCCUCGCCCUCUGCCUCGCCCUCCUCCACAGCUCAGCUACGCCCCCAGACGCUCAUACUCUCUCCAGACACCAGUGCUGCCAAGACUUACUCCAAAAUACGACAGGCCUCCCAAGCUCGUGCCAACGCCAUGCACGCAAAGAGGAAGUGAAUCAAGAUUUGGACGGUCAAAUAAAAAAUUGACGAAGGGCUGGAUUUACUGCCCUUCACUUUGGGUGUGUAUUACAGUAUGCUGAAACUACGGUGGCCCUGAAGUGCAAACCACCACACCCCCUAAUAUGAGUACAUCCCCCAAAUGAAAACACUCCCCCCAAAUACGAGUCAA
Molecule: messenger RNA, 2503 nt
Organism: Osmerus eperlanus (European smelt)
Lineage: Eukaryota; Metazoa; Chordata; Actinopteri; Osmeriformes; Osmeridae
Gene: ccdc157
Product: coiled-coil domain containing 157
Exons: 11
Coding region: 125-2329 (734 amino acids)
Source: RefSeq, a predicted model, not a curated record